CCAACUCGACGUCAGUUUGUGCUAGGGCCGGCGUCGGGACGGCCACCAAAUCUGAGUGUGGCAGCAAACGGAAGAGAAACCGAGCGAAGCCAAGGAAAAGGUUAGAAGGAAAAAUCCAUAAGUGUUUGCUCUCUUGUCUGGAAAAGUCUGAUCAACUUACCGGUGUCGCUUGGUUCGGUUUCCGCUCCGGAUUUGCUGAUUAUCGGUCCGGUGAAGAUACCGUUUAUCGGGUUGGCCGUGUUCUGCAAAUAGAGACGUGGAAACAAAAGCAUGAGCCCCAAAUAAAGCAGCUGCUGGUCAAUUAUUCAUAUUUGCAUUGCGAUUAGCUCGCGGAUCAGCUGAGGGAAAAAUCAAUUCGUACUUCGCCAAUAGUUAAUUCGCAACGAUGGAUGCGUAUAACUACUACUUCUAUGAAAAUGCCGAUCAGAGAACCCUUAACUGGUUCUUGGCCGGAUCGCCCUUCCCGAUGCUGGGGGUCAUUUUCACAUAUCUCAGCCUUGUGUACUGGAUAGUUCCUAAAUUCAUGGAAAACAGGAAACCGUACCAGAUGAAAACUUUCCUCGGGUUCUACAAUCUGUUCCAAGUAGUGUACUGCGUGUACGUGGUCGCAAUGUGCUUUCAAGCGGGAUGGUGGUUCGAUUACUUCUACAAGUGCUACGAAACUGACUAUUCAUACGAUCCUAAAGCCGUUAAAAUGGUUGAAAUGACGUGGUAUAUUCUGUUCAUAAAAUUUCUGGAGCUGUUGGAGACGAUUAUCUUUGUGCUGCGGAAGAAACAGAACCAAGUUUCGUUCCUGCACGUGUACCACCACAUCAGUACUUUUUUCAUAGCCUACAUUUUCUGCAAGUACAUUGGAGGCAGUAUGCUUACAUUCUCCAUCGUAGUCAACAGUGUGGUUCACAUAAUUAUGUACUCAUACUACUUCAUAUCAGCCUAUGAUGUAGCUAUCUUCAAGCUAAUAGCUUCGAAAGUUAAAAGAUAUAUAACCAGUAUUCAGUUGAUCCAGUUUGGUCUCCUUACGGUCAACAACUUCGCCGGACUGCAGCCUGGGUGCAACACGAGCAAACCGUUCCUAGCCAUGUACAUUCCGAAUAUUUUCGUUUUGAUAUAUUUGUUUAGAGAUUUCUACCGGAAGUCGUACGAGAAGAAACGUUCAGCCGCAGUAGAUAGAAAGCUGGAGUAGAGAGUUUGAAAUCUGCUUGCUUCGUUACGAGUCUGGCGGGACUCUUUUAAUAUUUAAUAGGAAUGAGUGCAUAAGAUGAUGAUGAUGAUGAUUGGAAUUAUUGUGAUAGAUAGGUAUGUAGUCUCGAGUCGAAUUUAGGCUAAUUUCAAGGUUUAAGGAAAAAAAUCCAUAGCAGUAUACAGUUAGAAAGAAUGCUAAACACGAAUUCAACCGCACGCUUAUAUUGCCUUACAUUGGAAAGCAAUAUUAUGUAAGUCUUCAAAAAUUGACUAAUAAAAGUUAAAAUAGCAACAUAAGUGACAUAGUUUUCU
This is a messenger RNA of Uranotaenia lowii, 1494 nucleotides long. RefSeq names its product elongation of very long chain fatty acids protein 7-like. Gene Ontology annotation, cellular component: endoplasmic reticulum membrane. The transcript has 6 exons. NCBI's taxonomy places the organism in Eukaryota, Metazoa, Arthropoda, Insecta, Diptera, Culicidae. Gene Ontology annotation, molecular function: fatty acid elongase activity. Gene Ontology annotation, biological process: fatty acid elongation, saturated fatty acid; very long-chain fatty acid biosynthetic process; sphingolipid biosynthetic process. The record is from RefSeq and is a predicted model, not a curated record. The coding region runs from base 386 to 1183 and encodes 265 amino acids.